AUGGCCAAAAGUUUUGAUAGAAGUCUUCAGAUGCAUACAACGCAGUUUACACCUUUGAAAAAUCGAAAAAAUAGGCAGUUAUUAGCGAGGGAAGAUACCUUAAACCUAUCGCCUAUUUUGAACGAAACCUCUAUAUUCAAAAAUCUCAACGAUACCAGCCUAAGGCAAGUGCUUGAUGAAUCUUCAAUAAUAGUGAAUCCUGGAGUCUCUGCCGAAGGUUUAAGCGAAGCAUUCUUUGAAAUAAUACAGACGAGUCGCCCAAGUGAUGUCUUAGACACGCUAGCGAGGUUAGCACAAGUAUGUUGUGAUUCUCUGGAACUGGUCGAGCCAUGGAACAGGUAUAAUGCACAAAACUAUUGGCUGGCUGAAGAAGCUAACACAUGGAAACUGUUACAUUGUUUAUAUGCUGACUCUAUAACUGAACAUCCAGAAUCUUUAGACAAUUUGGUAACUGAGACUACAUUAUCUCAGCAAACCUUGGUGAAUGCUUUGUUUAGGAGUGACUCUGAAUUAAGAUUGCUGCAAGUGCUAGUUGAUUGGCUAGAAGCUACUGCAGCAUACCAAGAGGAAGCUACAAAGACUUCAGCUCCUAUAAUAAGCAAUAAUAUUCAUUGGGGAAACACUUUACAUCAAUUAUUACUUGGAAAUAGCUUGUUUAAUAAAGAGAAGAGCAAAGCAAUGGUUACUUGUAUGGAUCCUGAUGCACCAAGACGUCAAAAGAAAAUAAUACACUCAGAAGAUCAAAAGGAUGAUAAUGAUUUGUGCAAGCGCAUAUUUACUGAGGUUAGGUGUGGCAAGUUCAAAGAUGCCGUCUCCUUGUGUAUUAGUGCUGGGCAGGCAUGGAGAGGAGCUGUUCUGCAAGGGUGGAUAUUACUUCACUAUUUACCACAAGAAGAACCCAAUUCUGCUUUAGAAAUAAGCGGUAACCCAUCAAGAGAUUUGUGGAAAUGGUGUUCAUUGGGACUUGCUAAUAAUACAGCAGAGAACAUUCACUACAGAGCUACUGUUGGAGUUUUAUGUGGUCAUCUUGCCAGUACACUCCCAGCUUGUCAAGGUAGUUGGGAAGAUCUUCUCUGGGCUCAUCUAAGGGCACAAAUUGAGGCAAGAGUUGAUAAGUUUUUACAUGAGCAUCAUCUUACAGUUGAUGCUAGCACAACACCACCAGAUGUUUUAGAACUCUUACAGUCAGAGCUGCAGGUUGAUGAAUUGACAUUACAACAGAUUUUUAGUGCUGUAAAAGCUUUGAUGGAUGGUAAAAAAGAAUCUUUAUACCAAACUUGUCAGCGUCACCUUAUGCUUGGUCAUGUUCGAGCCAUCAUGCAGGAUUCUUUGCAAUGGAUUGACAGCUGUGAUGACAGGUUUAUUCGAUUUUUGGCACACCUUAUUCUAAUUUUAAGACAAAUGGGUAAAGAUCCACAACAUGAUAUCGGGGAUAAAAUUCUGGAGAAAUAUGUUACAGAACUUGUGAGUAAAUUAAUUGAUGGGUCUGUGGAAUGUCCCAAGCUCAUAGCAUAUUACACUUCUACUGUUCCUGUAGCCAGACAGACUGUACUGUAUGCGGAACUGAUGGAUCACAUCAGCAAAAGUGAAUACAGAGAGGGGGUUGUAAAAGCAGGGCUCAAUGCUGGCAUUGAUGUGGGUGCUUCUGCUAGAGUUGCUAUAAAAAAAGCAAUUGCAGAUAUUCAACAGGGAUAUGGUAAUCUAGAUUUGACUUUCACUCAAACUACAGCCGUUGAAAAGGAUAAGACCUUAAUUCAAAAAGUUAUAUCAUCUCUUGAAUGGUUAUCUCUUAUAUCAAAUCAAGUUGAAGAAGCCUUGUGGCUUAGUAAUGCUAUGAUUAGAACCUUCAUUUUUAUUGGUAAUACAGAUGCUGCUUUAGCUUGUGUUGUUAAUGUCAACAAGAUGUUCCCAGAUUUUCUAAAUAAAAUAUCUUCUAGCUCAGCGGAACUGAGAGAACAUCUAUGUUUGAAAGCCUAUUUGGAAGCAUUAGAAGGAUUUGCUACUUGGUACAGACAUUUUAUCAGUGGUCAACCUAAAGAUGUGGAACCACUUGCUCCAGAUGCAUCAUUUUCUGAUAAAGUGCAUCAUGAACAAAGAUGUGCUCAAGUGGAGCAACAAAAAUCUCGUUGGCUGAAUGCUGUACAACAUCAAGCAAGACACACAAAAAAUUUACUGUACAAUGUUUUACUGUUCCCUGGUGGAUGGCUUCAAGAUGAAAGUGAUAGUACUACUUCUGAAAAGUUCAACGAUGAUGAAAAGCAGGAAAGAAUUAAACAGUUGGAGACUUUGAGACGGCUUUGUAUUCCUGAAAUUGUCGUUCUGAUUUUAAAGAUUUUGCAAAGUACUGAGGACAUUGAAAGUCAUAAAGAAGCUUUGAAGUUAUGUGACCUCAUUGCUGCAGAAAACAGAUGUUUGUACAAGGUGUUUACUAAGAGCAAGAUGAUGGAAUUCUUGGACAGGAUUAAGGAAUCGUCACUAAUAUUAAUUGAAAAAGGAAGAGAUAUGUUUGGAUAUGAAAUAAUUGAAUAA
Molecule: messenger RNA, 2529 nt
Organism: Spodoptera littoralis (African cotton leafworm)
Lineage: Eukaryota; Metazoa; Arthropoda; Insecta; Lepidoptera; Noctuidae
Source: the annotation of a GenBank genome assembly